AUGUCACUUAAGUGGUGUCCCUGGUAUGGGCGUUCCUCUAAACGCCGCACCGAUGCCUCUGCACAUUCAGACCUACAUAACAAUCUGCCGCCAUUGAAACCUCACAACAUAAAACCAGCCAAUUGUGUGCACGUUAUUUGUAUUCCAUCUGCAAACAUUCCGCUCCAAAAAGGCGAUCUGAAGGCUAGAAUUUUGGCCGCUGCGGCCGCUUGCACCACAUCAGCUACGGCUAUCACCGCUCGCGCCCUUGCUGAAAACCCAGACGCCGCGACCGCCAUGGCCGUCGCAUUGGAACGAAUUAAGAAGACAACCACAACGAUCCUUACCUCGCGCGGUAUACCACCCAAUACACCAACAGCAAAUUCUAUCUGGGCUGCCGUUCUUGAGGAGGCGGCUUGUGAAGCUGGUGUGAUUGCUGGCCGGCCGGACGAGCCGGAGUUUGCCAGCCAAGAGGCGGCUCGAUACGAAAGAUCAGUGGUAAAUGGCGUAGCCGAUGAAAUAGCAAUCGCAUCACGCUAG
This is a messenger RNA of Diaporthe batatas, 519 nucleotides long. RefSeq lists its product as uncharacterized. Lineage: Eukaryota; Fungi; Ascomycota; Sordariomycetes; Diaporthales; Diaporthaceae. The record is from RefSeq and is a predicted model, not a curated record. The coding region runs from base 1 to 519 and encodes 172 amino acids. The transcript has a single exon.